UAAUAACAUGUGCGUAUUGUGUAUCAUGUUUUCUUUCUGAUGCUCGCAAAAUAUAUUUCGAUAUUGUUAUUCACAUUGGAUAUUAUUUUUUAAUAUAACAUAAUUCGUGAAAGUUAAAACUUGUUCCUACAUACUUAGUAAAACAAGCAAUUAACUAUGGUAAUCUCUAAAAACAUGAAUAAACCAUCUUUAAAAAUAUCAGUAUCAGAUCACGAUUCUUCAAGCACGGAGGAAAAUGAAGAAGUAGAAGAUGAAAGCAACGAAGAAAAUUCACAAAAUGGAACUUUAAUAACAAAUGAAGGCUGGGCUGACUCAAUUACAAAGAUCCUGGGUUCUACGAAACCGAAAAAUAAAAAAACUUUAGUGCUAUCAAGAGCAAAGAAACAUUCUCAAUUAAUAAAAAGCACAAAUGAGGAAAAACCAGCUUUUGAAAUAAUUGGAGAAGGAAAUGAGACAGAAAAAGAAGUUAAGAAAGAAGUGUUACCAUCAGAACCCCCUGAAAAAAAGUUGAAACAUGAAAAAUCAUCAAUUAGAAUAAAGCCAAAUAUACUAGAGAAAGAUAGAGAGCGGCUACUUUCAAAAAUUGCCACAAAGGGAGUGGUACAGUUAUUUAAUGCUGUGAGGAAUCAGCAAAAAUCAUUAGAUCAAGAAAUGAACAGGAAAGACCUGCCAGAAACAAAAAAGGAGAAAAUUAUAAAAAAGUUUGACAAAAGGGCAUUCCUUGAUACUCUUAUGGGCCAGACAAAGUCCAUAGUAGUAGAUGAGGUAACCAAAACAUCUGAUGUUAAAGAAGAGGAUAAUAAACCUAAAUGGAAUGCUUUAAGGGAUGAUUUUAUGAUGGGGGCAAAAAUGAAAGAUUGGGACAAAGAAUCAGUAGAAGAAUAAAAAUAAAUGUAAAAUUAUUAAUCUUGUUUUAUUUAUAUAAAAAAGUGCCUAUUCAUUAUUACCAUAAUCUUUUUAUUUACAAUAAUUAAUUUGUUAAUAUUCAGUUAAUGCAGUUGUUAUAAU
Molecule: messenger RNA, 1008 nt
Organism: Achroia grisella
Lineage: Eukaryota; Metazoa; Arthropoda; Insecta; Lepidoptera; Pyralidae
Product: RRP15-like protein
Exons: 4
Coding region: 157-885 (242 amino acids)
Biological process (GO): maturation of LSU-rRNA; maturation of 5.8S rRNA
Cellular component (GO): preribosome, large subunit precursor
Source: RefSeq, a predicted model, not a curated record